This is a messenger RNA of Sinocyclocheilus grahami, 1208 nucleotides long. RefSeq names its product phosphatidylinositol N-acetylglucosaminyltransferase subunit Q-like. Gene Ontology annotation, cellular component: membrane; endoplasmic reticulum. NCBI's taxonomy places the organism in Eukaryota, Metazoa, Chordata, Actinopteri, Cypriniformes, Cyprinidae. Bases 273 to 1127 code for a protein of 284 amino acids. The transcript has 3 exons. Gene Ontology annotation, biological process: GPI anchor biosynthetic process. The record is from RefSeq and is a predicted model, not a curated record.
ACAAUACGAACGUUAUGGUCUGUCUACUCUUAUUGUAAACCGGUUUUUAGUUAGUUUAGCAGGAGUCACAACCAGACUGUUAUCUCGGCCUCUAUUUUCUCAUGAUUUAGUGUAAACAUUUGUAAUUUGUGGGGAGCAUGCCAGCGUUGGUUAUCGCUCAUAGUAGAGUUAACUUGCACGUUGUCGGUUACAAGAUAAGAGCAACUUCUCAGAAGUCCUCGCCCUUUACAUCACGCAAGGAGUGUAUUUUUCGGACUUUAUAGCACACCACCAUGGUGCUGAAGAUCUUCUUUCCCCAGUGCUGUAACACUGCCGAAAGCGGCCUGCUGGUUGGGCGCUGGAUCCCAGGUCACGAUUCUGCUGUGGUUCUGGCUGUCAUUCACUACCCCUUCAUACCGGGUCAGGUGAAGAAGUACUUGAGUGAGCUGCAGAGCCAGACUCAGGUGGAUCUGACUGUCCUGGGCUCCUGGAGUAUGCCCAAAGAAGGCCAAGAAGGAAUGGACAGCUUCCUAAAAGACCUGAGUACCGUCUUUCCUCAGAAAUGUUGGCUGCAGUUGAGCCGCGAGAUUGGCAAAAGAGGCUUUACUUGUCAGGUGGUCCAAAACAAUGGGAAACUUCUGCAGGACCAGGAGCAGAAGAACGGCGAUGAUAAGAUCAUCCUCGUUCAUUACGACCAGAGGAAGGUUAUGCUGUCCCAGCUUCACCCUGUACAGGAUGUCGGCCAGAAGUCUGAUGUUGAGCCCUCAGAGCUGCGCUUGGUCUUCCUGACAGUUGCUCAAAGUCAGCCUCUCUUUUUCCUGGACAAGUAUGACGACGGGCCUCUCAAACUCACCCACUGGCAGUCUGAAGGCAGGGAGGCUAGUAUUAUUGCAGAGCUUCUAAAACAAGUGUCAGUUCCGGUCUGCAUCUUCCUAACAUGGCUGCUGUCUCUGUGGCACUGGUUGUGCAGCUUCAGGAUUUUGCAUUUGCGUCCAGUGCUGUUCAUCUCAAGCAAGCUGUCCACCUGUGUUCAGUCCGGAUACAGAGCAGUUCAUUUCAAGACUGUUUUCUCUCCCAAAAAAGCUGCUACACACAUGGAAUUCAUGAGGUACAGUACUUGGGUCGGUGACAUACAAGAGCAUCAUUGAUAACAAAAAGACAAAAAUCGGGUUUAAAAUACAUGUGCCAACUUCUUAGAAGUGUACUCUUUGAAUUCAUGUUGGUUUCAU